AUAACACCCCUCGUCACUUCAUAAAACCAUUCGUACUUGACAAAUCAUAUUAAGAAAUAAAAAAGAUAUUUAUGUAACCAAUUUGUAACCAAUAAUAAUUGUUUAAAAGCACUAAAUAAAUGAAGCCAAUGUGUCACAAGGAAGCUAAAACUGCUAAGCUUAGCGUCAACAAACACGGGGGUAAACAAUGUCGGACGAAACUCAAGUGGCUCCCUCCUUUCCGCCGGACUCAAUUAAAGUUAUUGCCGAGAGUAUAGGGAUCUCCUCCAUUGGCGAUGACGUGGCUAAAGAGGUCGCCGAGGAGGCCACCUUCAGGCUCAGGCUUUUAGUGCAGGAUGGCAUGAAGUACAUGCAUCAUGGAAAGCGUAAACGGUUUUCAGCAUGUGAUUUUGACAAUGUCCUGAAAAUGAAAAAUAUUGAACCCCUGUAUGGACUGCAGUCAGUGGAACACAUCCCCUUCAGAUUUGCCUCAGGUGGCGGAAGAGAACUACACUUUCUAGAGGAUAAGGAGCUGGAAAUCAAUGAAAUGGUAACCUCCCAGACUCCAAGACUGCCUCUUCAGAUGACCUUAAAGCCACACUGGCUGGCCAUUGAUGGUGUACAACCAACAAUCCCUGAAAAUCCUCCACCAAUCACUAAGGACUUGCAGAAGAAGGAUUCAGUAGAUCCUGCAGCCAAGUUAACUGCUCAGCAAGAUCACAAGGACCAGAAGCACAUUCAUGGGCGUGGUAUGAAGAGCAUAGAGACUGUUAAGGUGAAGCAGCUAGCAACUCAUGAACUUUCUGCUGAACAGCAACUGUACUACAAGGAAAUAACUGAAGCCUGUGUUGGAUCAGAUGAACCUAAAAGAGGGGAAGCCCUACACAGUUUGGCCUUUGAUCCUGGACUGCAUCAGAUGGUGCCUCGCCUCUGUACUUUCAUCGCAGAGGGAAUAAGAGUGAAUGUUGUCCAGAAGAACUUGGCCCUUUUGAUCUACUUGAUGAGGAUGGCUAAAGCUCUCCUAGAUAAUCAAACACUUUAUCUGGAGAAAUAUCUUCAUGAGCUGGUUCCCUCAGUGAUGACUUGCAUUGUGAGUAGACAGCUGUGCAUGAAGCCAGACAUGGACAACCAUUGGGCUCUUCGAGACUUUGCUGCUCGUCUGAUUUCUCAGAUUUGCAAAAACUACAACACCACCACGAAUGGUCUCCAGACUCGCAUCACCAGAGUAUUCUCCAAGUGCCUUAAUACAGAAAGAACACCACUAUCAUCAGUAUAUGGAGCAGUUGCUGGAUUGUCAGAACUUGGCCCAGAAGUUACCAAGGUGUUUGUGAUGCCAAAACUAAAAGCCCUAAGUGACAAGAUUGAACAAUGCAUGGAAGGAAUGAAUGCCUAUGACAAGAAUGCUGCUUCCCACAUCAAGGGUCUCUUGCUGAAAACGGUAGCACCAGUUCUCAAGACACUUCGGAAUCCUCCUGACACAGUGAAUGACUAUAAAGCUGAAUAUGGGUACUUAGGUCCUCAGCUUCAGGUAGCGGUGGUCAAGGCUCGCCAGGCUCCACCUUCCACAGCCACUACACUCACAGCUCCCAUUAGAGCCAUCACACCAACCACAACACGUAUCAUUCAACAAGGAAGUAUGCCAGGAAUAGGUGGCAUUGGUUCUCGGACAGUGGUAGUCAACAAGCCCCCAACUCCAGGCAUUAGUUCCCAGCAGCCUGGUCAGAAGGUUAUCAUCAUGACUUCCAGACCACCCACACCAAGCCAGAGUGUGAACACUGAAACUGUGGGAGGAGUAAUGAAGACAGCCGUAGUCAACACUGGAGCCCCAUGUUCCACUGGGCUCACUACAGUCACAGUCAACCCUGGUAGUCUGGCUGCUGGAUCCCUUUCUCAGGCCACAGUGGCACCCCAGGCCACUACACACCAGACCACCAAAUAUGUAGUGGUUUCAGCUCCAAAUCAGCCCUCAAUUAAAACUGAAAUCAAGGAAGAACCUGAUACCCAGCAGCCCAUGGAUCUGACGUGAUUAAGUUUUGUUUAUCCCUCCUACUUUUUUAUUCUUGUAUUGAAUAAUUCAAUUAUUUUCCAGAAUUUUACAAUUUAAAGACUGCA
Portunus trituberculatus (swimming crab) is the source of this 2091-nucleotide messenger RNA. RefSeq names its product transcription initiation factor TFIID subunit 6-like (gene Taf6). Lineage: Eukaryota; Metazoa; Arthropoda; Malacostraca; Decapoda; Portunidae. Gene Ontology annotation, molecular function: transcription coactivator activity; protein heterodimerization activity; RNA polymerase II general transcription initiation factor activity. The coding region runs from base 188 to 2005 and encodes 605 amino acids. The transcript is spliced from 11 exons. The record is from RefSeq and is a predicted model, not a curated record. Gene Ontology annotation, biological process: RNA polymerase II preinitiation complex assembly; transcription initiation at RNA polymerase II promoter. Gene Ontology annotation, cellular component: SAGA complex; SLIK (SAGA-like) complex; transcription factor TFIID complex.